This is a messenger RNA of Malania oleifera, 711 nucleotides long. RefSeq lists its product as uncharacterized. Bases 1 to 711 code for a protein of 236 amino acids. The record is from RefSeq and is a predicted model, not a curated record. NCBI's taxonomy places the organism in Eukaryota, Viridiplantae, Streptophyta, Magnoliopsida, Santalales, Ximeniaceae. The transcript has a single exon.
AUGGCAAAGAGGGGACGGCCAAAGUGGGGCACGGGCAGCGCACAGAAGGCCAAGGAAACCAAAAGAAAAAAACCUAGCCAGCAACUCUCUCAUGCACAACCGCCACGCCUCUCCGUUCCGAGCCUCCUUCUCCAUCUUCUUCUUCUUACCCGCAGCGCCUCCCAAAUUACAGCACCUCCCUCAUUCUCCCAUCGCCCUCACGCUUCUCUCCCUCACUCACGAUCCAGCCGAGAGGCCAUCAUCACCGCGGGCACCCCCGCUGCCAACCUCCAUCUCCGGCCACCCUCCCACUCGACGGCCAGCACCACAGUCCCCUGCUCCUAUCUCACGACCAUUCCCUGCUCACCACAGCUCCCGUCACCGCCUGCUCCACCCACGUCCAGCCCGUGCCCAGCAACCUCCUCGUACGCCGUUACCAUCUCAAGUUCGCCGGCCACUGUCACCGUCUGCAGUGCUCCGGUCAUCCAUCCAAGCGGCCCUGCUACUAUAGCCACACCAGAAGAAUCCUCGGAGACCCUCUGCAACUCUCCACUCGCUGUCGCCACUGCAAGUACCGCCUCCGUCCGGCAACUCCUCAGCCAGCCCCUGUUCCAGCAACCGGCGCCGUCGACAAUGCCCUCCAUCACUCGCCGUUUCCGUCAUCAUCGCCUCAACACCCACGAGCUCCGGCCACCCUCUUUCCGGUCACCCCUCACGACCGCCCAGCCGUGA